Molecule: messenger RNA, 7662 nt
Organism: Drosophila sulfurigaster albostrigata
Lineage: Eukaryota; Metazoa; Arthropoda; Insecta; Diptera; Drosophilidae
Gene: fne
Product: ELAV-like protein 1
Exons: 8
Coding region: 2834-3952 (372 amino acids)
Cellular component (GO): ribonucleoprotein complex
Molecular function (GO): RNA binding
Source: RefSeq, a predicted model, not a curated record
AACGAUAACAACAACAACAACAACAAGCAACAACAGCAAAUGCAACAAAAGUAGCAGCAAAACAAAAACAAAAACAAAACAACUAACAACAACAAAACAGACUCAGACUUAAACUGAAAGCAAAACUAUUGCAUUGAAUAUUUGAAUAUACCGUUAGUUCGAGUCUAUUCAAAACUGAGCUCAGCGAGAGAGAGAGAGAGAGAGAGAGACAGAGAGAGAGAGAGAGAGAGACAGAGACAGAGUGUGUGAGCCGGUGUUCUUCUUCUCCUACUCUUUAUCUUCGUCAUCGUCUUCAUCAUCAUCAUCGUCGUCGCCACCUCAGUAACUGAGCGUCUUUAAACGGAAGCAGAGCCAAGGAAAAAGAAAUAAUAAAAUAAGUGGAAGAAAAUUCGCGCAAGGUUUUACGCAAAAAAAAAGAUCUCCAUCAAAUUUUCACGGUUACUUUGUGUUUCAAUUUUUUCAAAGUGAACAACUAAUUAAAAAAAAGAGCGAAGAAGUAAAAAAGUGAAGCAUAAAGCGUAAAGCGUAAAAGAAAAGCAAUUUCAAGUGUGAAAAUCGAAAAUAAAAAAUCGCGUGAUUUUUGUCAACACAUUGUUUUGUUUUUUAUUUGUUAUUUUUUUGGCGACUAAAAAGUGUUUGUACGAUCUAAAAAAGAUCUAUAUAUAAGCGAAAAAUCAACGGGUUGUUUCUCUUCAAUGCUCAAGGUUUUGAGUGGCGAAAUCAAAGGCGAUUUGCUAGCGAUUUGAUAGCGAAAGAGAGAGCGAAAGAGAGAGAGAGAGACGAUAAACCAAAAGGUUUUUUUACAGAAUUUAUUGGGCGUUACGAAUUUGGGGUUAACGCACUAAGAAACAAAGGUUCGGGAAUAAGUAAGAAAAAGAAAAACUCCAAAAAAAUAAAUAUUAUAAUAAUAAACGUUAGACAAGUGUUUUUUCUAUUAUAUACAUAUAUACAUAUAUAAUAUAAUACGAGUACGAGACGAGUGAAGAAUAUAUAUGCAAAUAUAUAUAUUUACAUUUCACAAACAAAGACUUGAACUUCUUAAAGAAAUUAAUAUUUAUACAAAAGAGAUUUAACAAAUGAAAUAAGAACAAAAGCGAACCAGAAACGGACUUCCAACGAUUUCAAAGUACGACGAAAUAUUUUUUUUAGAAUCAACAACUAAAAUACUAAACCCGAAAUUCCGGUUAACAUUAACAACAACAACAACACCAAGCAACAACAACAACAAUAGGAACAACAACAAAUUUGCCAAAGGAAAAAAUUGCAUCAAGAAGAAUUUACAUAAAGCAAAGAGAAAGUGAGAUCAACGACAGUUUGAAAGAGCGAGACAGCGAAUGAGCAACCGAAAGAGUUCCACAUAAAAAGCAAGAGCGAGAGAGAGAGAGUGAGAGCAAGAGCAAGACAGAGCGAUCAGCUGCUAAGUGAUAUUUUAUAACACAAAAUAUCAGUUAAGGACAAUUUAUAAGGUAAGAAAAUAAAAACGAGCGAGCAAUCGAAUAGCUAUCAUUUAUCAGACAACCGACAAGAACACAAAGAAGAAGAAGAAGAAGAAGAAGAAGAAGAAGAAGAAGAAGAAGAAGAAGACGUAGAGGAAGAAGAAGAAAAAAACUCAAGAGGAGAAUUUAAUACUAUGUAUGAGAAAGAUUUUUAAACUGCAAACCGAGCAAAAUAAAACCAAACACCACCAAGCAAAAACCAACAACUAUUAACAUAAAAAAAGGAGUAUAUAUACACACACACAUAUAUAUAUAUAUAUAUAGUAUAUAUAUAACGAAUAAUCAUAUUUAAACGUAUAUAUAUACACACUUAAGAGGAAGAAGAAGAACUGUAAGAACUAUAACAAAAUACAUAUACUAUAUUAUUAUAUGUAUACAUAUUUGCAUAAACAAAACUAAGUUCCAAGGAUUAUUUCAUGACAAAACCAAAAAACAAAAAAAAAACCAGCGCAAAUUAGUAAAAAUCAUAUAACAACAACAACAACAACAAAUUAUUGCUAUCUUUUUGCAUUUUUGCAAUUUUAUAUAUAAACAAAAAAAUAAAAAUAAAUAAGAAAUCAAGAGAGAGAGAGAGAGAGAGAGAGAAUACUCAAAAAGCGAAGCGAACUCAACGCUAAAACAGUUGAACAAAAAACAAAAAAACAUAAACAAAAAAUUAGCAAAAUUUACUCUUUUAUCUAAAAACUAAACUAAAAUAAAGAAAACAUAAGAAAUUACUUCAAAUUUAAAUACAAUUUUAAACUCUAAGCGAAGCCAAAGAACGGUUAAAGGAAAAACAAAAACAAAAACAAAAGCAUAAGAUUAAAUAAAAAAUACUAUUUUUUUUUUGCGAUCGUAGUUGAUCUAAAAACCCAAAAAGGCAAAAAUCAAUAAAAGAAAUAAAUCAAUAAUAAUAAUAAUAAACGAAGAAGAGGAAAACACUUGUGGCAAACAAUUUCACGGGACGUGUGCAAAGCGCAGUCGAAUAAAAAAAAAAACACACACACACACUUGAAAAAAAAGAAAACAAAAAUAUAUUGUAAGCGUAACCAAACAAGCAGUGAGAUUAAAUACUAAGCACAAGCCACAACCAAAGGACAACAACAACAACAACCAAAGAAAAAAAAAAAAGCAACUGCAAAAGUUGAACGUUCAUUUAACUGCAAAGUGUCUCGAGUGUCUGUGUGUCUGUAACUGUUAACAGUUACAGUUACAACAGCGUUAACAACAGCAUCAAGAUUAGCACGAAAAGCAGCAACAGCAACAGCAACGGCAACGGAGCCAAUAGCAACGGCAACGGGAACGGGAACGGGAACAGUAACUGCAGCAAAAGCAACAGUAACGAGAGCCUGAACAACAUGACCAACGCCAUGGACAUUGUGAAGAACGGAGGCAGCGCCAACGGAUCCGUUGAUGGCAGCAAUGAUGAGUCGCGUACCAAUUUGAUAGUCAACUAUCUGCCACAAACCAUGACGCAAGAGGAGAUGCGAUCGCUCUUCUCAAGCAUUGGUGAGUUGGAGAGUUGCAAACUGGUGCGUGAUAAAGUCUCAGGUAAUUUGGUCUUGCCAGCAUCAUUGACCGCACUCAAUCCGGCUUUGCAGCAAGGUCAGAGUCUGGGCUAUGGAUUUGUUAACUAUGUGCGCGCCGAGGACGCUGAGAAGGCUGUGAACACCCUGAACGGUUUGCGUUUGCAGAAUAAGGUUAUUAAAGUAUCAUACGCCCGUCCAAGUUCAGAAUCUAUAAAGGGUGCUAAUUUAUAUGUAUCGGGUCUUCCGAAAAAUCUAUCACAACCAGACUUGGAGGGGAUGUUUGCAUCGUUUGGCAAAAUAAUUACAUCUCGUAUACUCUGUGAUAAUAUUUCUGGUCUAUCGAAGGGUGUUGGUUUUAUACGUUUCGAUCAACGCAACGAAGCUGAGCGCGCCAUCCAGGAGUUGAAUGGCAAAACUCCGAAGGGCUAUGCCGAACCGAUAACCGUUAAAUUUGCCAACAAUCCAAGCAAUAGCGCCAAGGCCCAGAUCGCCCCACCAUUAACCGCAUACUUGACGCCUCAGGCAGCGGCGGCCACACGCCGUUUGGCCGGUGCUCUGCCAUCGGCCGGUCGCAUAAGCAUUGGAAAAAGUCCAUUGUUAGCGAUUAACAAGGGUUUGCGAAGAUACUCACCGCUGGCUGGUGAUCUAUUGGCCAAUACGAUAUUGCCGGGCAAUGCAAUGACUGGAUCGGGCUGGUGUAUAUUCGUCUAUAAUCUGGCACCGGAGACCGAAGAGAAUGUUCUUUGGCAACUAUUUGGGCCAUUUGGGGCGGUGCAAUCGGUGAAGGUGAUUCGUGAUCUGCAGACAAGCAAAUGCAAGGGAUUCGGCUUCGUGACCAUGACCAACUACGAUGAGGCUGUGGUAGCCAUACAAUCACUUAACGGCUAUACUCUCGGCAAUCGGGUGCUGCAGGUUAGCUUUAAGACUAACAAAACUAAGACAACUUAAGCUUCGAUUUAGAUUUUUCGUUUUUUUUUUUUCUGUUUCCGCGAUCGAAACGCUCUUAAGUAGGUUUUUGUGAUUUUCGUUUCUGAAAUAACCGAAAACUCUCUUUACACUGCAUAAAAAAAAAUAAAAACACAAAGAAAAGAGAAAAACGAAAACGAAUAAAUAAUUAAAUAUAGUCAAGAUAAUGGUAAUGAAUAUGAUAUUGAAAUGAAAGAGAGAGGAAAAUAAACUAUGAAGCACAUUUGUACAUUUGGCAUUUGACAGCGAGUUUGUAGUCAAAAUUACAUAAUAACAUAAUUGAUCAAAGUGUGUGUGCAUACUAAAAAAUGAUGUUGAACAAAAAAAAAAUACUUAUUAACUAUAUUGAUUUAUGAUUGAUUAAUUGACUCGAUGAUUGAUUCGUUAAGCUCAUGAAAUCUUAGCUAAAAUUUAUAUAUUUCUUUUCCUCCAUUUGUUUAUCUCGUGGAACAGCACUACAUAAUCUUAAUUUAAAUUCUUAAUACCACUUGAAAAGAAUACUAACAACUAAAAAACAAAAAACAAAACAAACAAAGCUUAAAUGAGGCAAAAACCACAAGAAUAAUGACAACAACAACACAAAAAAAGGUUAGAACAACAGACAAAUGUCUAUAAAUUGCAUAAGAAAAGACAAGACAACAAAGUAAAAUCAUUGAAAAAGAUAAAAAAAAAAAAAAAGAAAAAAAAUUACUUAAAAAUACCAAACACUUUAAAUAAAAUAACAUAAUUUUUUUUUAAUUAAAUUUAAAUUAAAUUAAAUUGAAUAUUACAAUUACGUAACUAAAUUAUUUAAUGUUUAUUCAUUUAACUAAGCAAGUAAGAUACCAAGAGAACAACAACAACAAGAACAACAAGAACAAAAAAUACCAAAACAAAUACACUUAAUAUAAUUAAAUACUAUUUAUUCAAAAUGGGCCCGCAAUGUGAAUCCGCAAAAUGGAUCACGGAAUGGACUACGCUAUAAUUGCUAUAUAUUGUAUUUGUGUUCGUUAUGCAUAUUACUUAAUUAACGUUAAUUACGAAAUAUAUUAAUUAUAUGAAUUUGCAUUCACUUUAAAUAAUGUUUAUAAUAUGCUUAAAUUCAAUUAGAUUCUAUUCGAUUUGCAUUGAUUUGAACAAAUGAACAACAAACCCAAAGCAAAACGUAAAGCCGCGUUCAAUCAAACAAAAAAAUACCAAAAAUACGAAACGCAACAAAAGAACAAAUAAACAUACAUACAUCUUACGUACAUCAUACAUCAUACAUACUUAUAACCAUUAUUAUUAUAUAUAUGUAAACGUUUUACUUUCAUUUUUUCGUCGUCGUCUAACUUAAAACUUAAAUGAAGAAAACGUAAACCAAAAAAAUGCAAAAAAAAUACAAAUAAACAUAUAAAAAAUACCAAAGUAUAUUCAAUAUUGUAUGUGCAAACGGAAACGUAAAGAAACCAAGAAAACAAAAAAAACUUAUUAUAUUAUAUUAUAUUAUAUUAUAUAUUAUUAUGCCUACUUAUUAUUCCAUUUUUAUAAUUAUAACUUAUGAAUAAAAACCAAAAAAUGCAAAAACAUCAACAAAACCAAAAUCGAGCAAGUACUUACACAAAAUACUACAACUAAUAAAUAUAUAUACGAAUAUGAAUAUAUAUAUUUAUUACUAAAUAAAUGUGUGACUGCGAAAUGGAAAGAAAACCCAAAUCCAAAACUAAAAACACAUUUGUUUUCAUUUCUUUCUGCCACAUACAAUCAGAGCAAGAAAAUACGCUAACAAGCAAAUGAAAAGUGGCAACGUUGCACAUUUUUUUCAGAGCAAUUAAAUACGCUAAAAACCAAGUGAAAUGUGGCAACAUUGCACAUUUUUUUCAGAGCAAGUCAAUAUGCUAGGAAAUAAGUGAAAAGUCGCAACGUUGCUCAUUUUCUCUGCCACAUACAAUCAGAGCAAGUAAAUACACUACGGUGCAAGUGAAAUGUGGCAACGUUGAACAUAACAAUUUGGCAACAGCGCAAAGGUCUUGCUCUUGCAACGUUGUCUCAACAGUUGCAUUUUUCUUUUAUAUUCAUUUAUUAAACAGCUACAAAUGGGUAACUGAAAAGUGGCAACAGUGCCUGCAAAACAAACACACACAUACACGCAACAAGGCCACGAAGCCGGAAUGAAGUUCGAAAUUUGCUUGAACUAUAAAUAGAUUAAAAACAAACCACAAAAUUAAGAUAAAACAAUAUACAAGAAAGCAAAAGAUGAACAGCAACAAGAACAACAACAGCACUCGCAUUUUUAAAUGAAAAUAUAUACUUUAAUUGAACUCGCAAAUGUUCAAGCUUAGUUUCAAUAUGAUCUACAAACGUAAUGGGAUAAGUUUUAAACUGGUUUUGUCGUCAGUAAAAUGCAUUACUAACUAACAAGAUAGGUAUCAACAACAACAACAACAGCAACAACACGAAAAAUAUACCAAAUAAAAAUAUACUAUAUACUAUAUAUAGAGACGUACUUAUAAGAUGUGAGCCUAUUAGAUAUGAUUCCCCAUUUCGCUCCCAUGUUCGUUCUUUUGGCGCCCCAUUUCCUCCCUUCCCCCCAAAUAUUCCGUAGAGCUAAACAGCAAUCAAUGUGUGUGUCAGUAGAUUUAGCAAAACAAAAAAAAAAAAAAACGAAAAAAAAUACUUACUAAAUAAUAACUAAAUAAAAAUUUUUAAAAACGAGACUCUUUUUUUCUCCAAAAUAUAUAUAUAUAAAAAAAAAAGUAGUGCAUUAAAUACGGCCACAUCUACAUGGCAAUUGAGGGCACUAAGCGGAUGUGGAAGAGGAAGCAAAAGAAGAUGAUCAUCAUCUUCGGAGGUAGUCAGAGAACGCGAAGAUUAAACAAAUAUGUACUUAAGAUAGUUACAUCUCAAGCAAGCAAAGCAAAUCGCGUCGGAUUCACAUCUGCGCAAAUUGAAAACACCAAAUUUUAAAAAUAUAUAUAUAUGAGAUAUAUAUAUGUAAAAAUAUUUAUAUAUAUACAUAUGAAGGAUGUAAAAUUUUUUAAACAAAGAUUUAUAGUAAAAUUUAUGAAUAUAUUGAAUAAUAAGUAUAUAUACAUAUAUCUAUAUAUAUAUAUAUAUAUAUACAACACAUGUCAAAUGGGAAAAAAGAAUAAGCAAAUGCAUGAAGCUGCGUUUAAAACAUGAAAAAAACACACAAAAAUGUGAAAUACAUUUAAAAAAUACCAAAAAAGAUUGGAAAACUAAAAAUGAAAAAAUAAUCUCGGAAAUUGACAAAACAACAAAAUGUGAAAAGAAAAUAAAUUACAAAACUGAAAAAAAAACAAAACGUUCGCCAAAUGUGCCCGUGAGAGAGAAAGAGAGAGAGAUCGUAAAAUCGGAAUGGGCAAAAAAAUGAAAAGAAAAGAAACAAACUCAAAAACUCGAUACUCGAUAGUUGAAAAUGAUCGAUAACAAAAACCUACUCACUUAUAUGUAUGUAUAUAUGUGUGUGUACUCGUACAAACAAAUGAAUUAACAAACAAAGCAAAAACUGAAAACAGAACCGACGAAUUGAAAUGGAAAUUGAUAUUGAUAUUGAUAUGUGUAUGAAUCGUUUUCUCAUGAGUAUCGAAUCGUUCAUUCGUUCUUAUUAGCUCAUUAUGUAAUUCGAUAGUUCGAUAGUUCAUUUUGCCAGUGGACUCUAUAUUAACAUACCAUACAUACAUACUCUAUAACGAAUAAAAUAAUAAAACAAA